Punctularia strigosozonata HHB-11173 SS5 is the source of this 2088-nucleotide messenger RNA. RefSeq names its product MFS general substrate transporter. Gene Ontology annotation, cellular component: membrane. Gene Ontology annotation, biological process: transmembrane transport. Gene Ontology annotation, molecular function: transmembrane transporter activity. The coding region runs from base 1 to 2088 and encodes 695 amino acids. NCBI's taxonomy places the organism in Eukaryota, Fungi, Basidiomycota, Agaricomycetes, Corticiales, Punctulariaceae. The record is from RefSeq and is a predicted model, not a curated record. The transcript is spliced from 4 exons.
AUGGCGCUGAGAACGCCAUGCCCCAUAUACCGCGCGCCUGAGAACGGCCGCACUGCUGCCUCGCGUCGGCAGUCCCGUGUACGCCCCCAGCCGGGCGUGUUCCUCCCACCGAGUCGCUCACGUCCGGAGCAAGACGCGCGCAAAGGGUCGAAUGUCUGGCGAUCAUCGGCCGGACUCUGUCUCGCGUUGCUCAUCUCGACGGACUCGCCGAAGUCGACGCUCGUGCUAUCGACAAGCGACGCUCGCCAUCUUGGACGACGUACCAGUGGUGUCAGGCCCGCUCUUAUGCGAGGCAUAUUCAACCCAGGCAUCCACCGCCCCACACCAGGCCUCCUGCCAUCGUCCACCCAAGACAUGUCCUCGAUGCCGCCCCCGGUGCCUCCCGGUCCUCUAGGGUCCUCGACCUCGAUCACCCUUACCUCCCCCCUCCCGCUCACUGCCCUCCUCUGCGUCGCCCACUUCCUCGACACCUUCUCCACCGCCGCCUUCUUCUCUGCGGUGCCUUCCAUCGCUUACUCCCUUCUCAUCCGCGAGCCGACGACGACAUGGCUCGUCUCCGCCUCCCAGCUCUCCUUCGGUGCCCUCCUCCUCCUCUCCGCACGCCUUUGUGCCUCAUACAGCCCGAAACACCUCUUCGUCUUCUCCCUCUUCGCCCACGGCGGGAUCGCCGUUGCCAAUGGCCUCCUCCGCGAGCCGCACCUUCUCCCCGUGUUCCUCGCCUUGCGAGGUCUCGCCGGUCUCACUGCGGGCUUGUCGGUGCCCGCCGCGCUCCAGCUAGCGACCUACCUCUCCCCGGCUCCCGCCUUCCACCGUCGUGCGUUGCGCGCAUAUACCGUCUCCGCCGCGCUUGGGAACGUUGCCGGCCUCGUCUUGGGUGCAGUCUUCGCCCAAUACGCGCACUGGUCGUGGCUCUUCUUCUUUCAGGCCAUCCUCGCCCUCCCCGCAGCGACUAUUGGCUACGCGCUCCUCCCCCGCCGACGCUUCACCUCCGAUGAGCCUGAACCGUCAUCAACUACGAUCCUGGAGAAAUCGUCGAUCCCAGCCGACGCCGAGACGCCACCCGCACUCGACUUCUUCGGCGUCUUCCUCCUCCUUGCCGCGCUCGUCCUAUUCCUCCUCGGCGUCACGACCGGGGCACCUUCGCUUCACGCUCGCGCCUGGACGGGGCCUGCGGUUCUUGCCCCGCUCCUCGUCGCCCUCCUCCUCUUCUCCUCCCUCCUCUUCUGGGAGCGACGACUACCCGCUGCGCAGACGCUCCUCCCACCACCUCUGGUACGCAACCGCGCGUUCGUUGUGCUAUGUAUCGUGGGCGGUCUGCCACUCUUUUGGACCACGACCGUGUUGUUCGCGUUCAGCACGAUAUGGCAAGAUCUAUACUGGAGUCCUAUGAGCUGCGCCUUGCACUUACUACCCCUCGCCCUCGUGCAAUCGAUAACGCUCGUCAUCCCGCCACAAUAUAUCACCUCCCUCCGGCUGCCGUAUACCCGUCUGCGACUGACCACGAAAAGGUUCCUUCUGCUAGGGCAACUGCUCCUCGUCGCCGGCUCUGCGCUCGUCCCAUUCGCGGACAAACCGGAGUACUAUUGGCCGUUUGCCUUCCCGGGCUUCGUCCUCGGAGCGCUCGGCAGCGCGAGCGUCAUGACCAACGCUAGUGCGGCUGUCCUACGAAUAGCACCGACCAGCCACACGGGCACCGCCGCGGCGCUUUUCGCGUCCGCGCUCCACCUCGGCGCCGCUCUUGGCCUCGCGCUCGCGACGUCCCUUCAGUCGCACGUCGACCGGGGCGACCCGGGCAAGUGGAGUUUCCGCGGACGUAAAGCGGCGUUCUGGCUGCUGCUCGGCGUGGCGGUAUGCAUCGUCAUGCUGACGGCCGUGGGGUUGAAGGAGUCAGACGUACCGGCGGAGACUACAGAAACGGCGACCACAGAAAGGGAAGGGGACGAGGAUGAGAAGAAGGAGGGGUUGGGACUGGGCGCGGGAGGGGUGGGUGACUCCGACGUGUCAGUGAUGCAGAAGGAGAAGGAGACGGCGAGGAGAGCGGAUGCACCGACGGUUGAGCAGAUCGUCGCGACGCUCAUCUCGGAAUAA